AUGGAUUCGGACGUGGGUUCCCACUGGGUGCAGCGAUUACUAGUACCGGGAAAAGCUGAUGUCGACGACGGAAGCGAUCGGAGGCAGCCAUCGUCACCGACAACCGCGGCCCCUGUGGUUCGCUGUGUGAACGUCGAGACUGCGAUGCACGCGCCGGCGUUCCGUGUUGAGCGAACACGCUGGCGGAUGGUGUUGAUAACAGCGGACGGCUCGCUCGGCCAAGAUGGACAAAAAUGGCGGACUGGAACGGUGCAGGAAUGCAUCGUGAGCAGGAACGCCACACACGGUGUCCGGAGGCCAAAGGAGUCGGACGUGCAGUUGCAGCCCAGGCCAGCCGCUACACACUGGCCCAAACCCUUUGGUGCCUUUCCCCCGACACUUGGGCAAGCCGGCAUCGAUCACUAUCUAGUGGGUCAGACCGUAGAGAAGACAGAUAACAUAAACACCCGUACGACUACGGAUCAGACCAGGGUCGAGGUCGAGUGCGAUUUGCGCACUCGAUGCACCGGCGCCGCGGAGAUAGACCAAACGGGGCUGCGGGCAUGCCGUCUGGUCGCGAGUGGCUCUUGGUUGCCGGCGCGGAGCUCUCAAGGAGGACCGGUGCCGCGGAAACCGAGGAUCGCGACAGCAGAGAUAGCUGAAUGGCAGGAUGAUGUAUUGGAUGGGAUGCCAGCAACGGCCUCACGGGAGUGUGCCACAAAAGAGAGCUCCGGCCUUGUACUCGAGGCCGGCCAGAGCGAACAGAACAUUCUCGCAGUCGAGGUUUUUGCAUUGCAUAUAACGUCUGGCCACCGUCAACAGAGACAGGACGACGACGAUCAUGUGCUUACCAAGUCGGGCCCCAAGCUGGACGUCAUGCGGGACCAUACUCUUGCCGGUCAUUAUUGA
Molecule: messenger RNA, 888 nt
Organism: Postia placenta MAD-698-R-SB12
Lineage: Eukaryota; Fungi; Basidiomycota; Agaricomycetes; Polyporales; Adustoporiaceae
Exons: 8
Coding region: 1-888 (295 amino acids)
Source: RefSeq, a predicted model, not a curated record